AUGUCUGUCCUUGUCCCAUCAUUGAUCAAUAAUCAUCAUCAUCAUCCUCAUUCAUCUUAUUAUUCGAAUAAUUCGCCGCGUCGUACGCAUGGAAACAUUUCACAAACAAAACAAAAUCGUUUAUCAAUGAACAAAAUUCAUGAAAACGAACAAACUAACGAUCAGGUCCCACAUGGUGUGGUCAAUUCAAUGAAACAACGCUUUCUCGAUAAAGUGAACGAAUCGCUUCUACUGAAUCACGCUUCGUCUAAUGGACGACAUACGUUGUCCAAACCAUCGUCAUCAAACGAAAAUCUUCUUCAAACUAAAUCGACAUAUUCAUCGUUGAGACACACAGCGCGUCUUUCAAGAAGUCAAGAUAAUCUCGCGAAUCAUCAUACAAUAAGUUCGAUUCCUGGACAGGUUUUAAAUAAUGAACAAUUUACAUUAUAUUUACAACCCAAACAAGAUGUGAUUAUUGUGGAAACAACAACAACGGAAGAAAGCUCGCAUGCUGACGAUGCGAACAUUGAAAAACUACAUUCGGGACAAAAAGGAUCGACACAUAAACAACCUUAUACAGACAUACAUGAAGAUGAAACACCGAAACCAGGUACGGUUACUACAGUGAAGAAUAUGUUCGAACGGCAAAUACGUUUAAGCCGUUAUGACGGCGAUAAAUUAUUCAACACAUCAACACCUGGUGGUUCACGUAUGGGUAGCCAACAUCGUGAACAUUCUACUCCAACACGCUCACGUAGUAUCUCUCCUAAUGAAACGACCUUACGGCAGCGACGAGCGACAAUUUCUGCACCCGUCGCUCUACUAACAUCCACAACUCUAUCAUUACCUGUCCCAGCAUCCUAUCCCGAUCUUGUCAUUUCACAUACACCACCGACAGAUACAAACAAGAAUUCACCUGAACAAGGACAUCAUGAAACUGUUCAUCAAGCUUUGACAAAAGACAAAAAAGUAUUGACUUCGACUCGUAAUCUACCCGCGCAAGAACAAAUUCCUUUGACUGUCGUGAUUUCUGACGAAAAUUCAACAAAUUUAACUGAACAACGUCGUCCCAAUCUCUUAUUACCAUCGACGCCAUCGUCAGAAAUUGUCGAUAGUCAACCAUUAGAUUUCAAAAGCCGCCUCGCAUUAUUCAAUCGUACGAAUACACAAAAAUCAAAUGAACAUUCCACUUCUGUUAAAAAGCCUCCAAUUCACUCUCAUCCAUCAUCGACAAAUACAGUGUCAAAACCUAUCGUUCAUCAACCAGUCCGCGUAGUCCACGAAGAAAGAAACGAUGUACAUCUGGAAGUGAAUUCUAAUCCAUUGCUGAUAUCCAUAUCACGUGCAGUAAUCAAUACAGCUAAAGCAGUUACUUUCUUUGGUGGAAAUCGAGUUAACGGACACACAAAAUCGUCAUUGCCGAGUUACAUUCUCCCACCACCACCACCACCAUCGUCAUCAUCAUUCACAUCACAGACCAAAAUGAAACAUGAUCAAUCAUCGACAUUGUCAUCAGCUGAUGUCUUGCGUGCACCUGAUAUCGUCGGUGGGAAUGUCAAAUUAAAUAAAUCAUCAAUUUUCUCAGGAACAAAAAAGGACGCUCGAGUGCAAUUUGUUGAUAAUGUAGAUACAUUUGAAUAUCCUUCAUACGAAUUUGUCAUAGCAGAACUCGGCAGCACUGUUUCCGAUGAUGAAAACGAUGCCCAUGAUGACGACGAUGAAUCCAAUGGUAGCAUUGGCGAUAGUAAUACUGUACAUAAUCAUAUAAGUAGCAAAAUGAAUGAUAAACAAGAACAAGCACAUACAAAGAUAGAUAGUUAUACAAAUGAUGAUGAACUCGAACGAUUGGCACGUAUUAAUGCUAAAUUUAAUACAAGUAAUUUUGAAGAGAAAUCAAUGAAACCCAAGGGUACUUUGCAUACAUUUCGUCCAACUCAUCUCGAUCAAUAUGAACUUGGUACUCAACAUGGAUCGUAUCCUACCUCGAAAUCGUCAGAUAUUUUGUCUCCUACACAUUCCUAUACAAUAUUAGCUCGACAAAAGCUCGUCUCUUCUUCAGAUAUUUCGACAAAAGCGCUAUCUAACCAUUCAAUUCUAAAAUAUCCUCAGAAACCCAUGUUCGACAUGGCAAACAAUAUCCAAUGGAGUUCUAUGUCCACCACAACUGAUCUACUAUUCUAA
Adineta ricciae is the source of this 2163-nucleotide messenger RNA. The record is from the annotation of a GenBank genome assembly. Lineage: Eukaryota; Metazoa; Rotifera; Eurotatoria; Adinetida; Adinetidae.